AUGCCAAAGUUAAUUUUAGUUAGACACGGUCAAAGUGAAUGGAAUGAAAAGAACUUGUUUACCGGUUGGGUUGAUGUUAAAUUGAGUGCCAAGGGUGAACAAGAAGCCAAGAGAGCUGGUGAAUUGUUGAAAGAAAAGAACGUCCACCCAGAUAUCUUGUUUACUUCUAAGUUAUCUAGAGCUAUCAACACUGCUAACAUUGCUUUGGCUCAAACUGAUAGAUUAUGGAUCCCAGUUAAGAGAUCUUGGAGAUUGAACGAAAGACACUACGGUGCUUUACAAGGUAAGGACAAGGCUGCCACUUUAGCCAAAUACGGUGAAGAGAAAUUUACCACCUGGAGAAGAUCUUUUGACGUUCCACCACCACCAAUUGAAGCUGAUUCUGAAUUCUCUCAAGCCGGUGAUGCCAGAUACGGUGACGUUGAUCCAAAUGUCUUGCCACAAACUGAAUCUUUAGCUUUGGUUAUUGACAGAAUGUUGCCAUACUGGCAAGACGAGAUUGCCGCUGAAUUAUUGAGCGGUAAGACUGUUAUGAUUGCUGCCCAUGGUAACUCUUUGAGAGCUUUGGUUAAAUAUUUGGACGGUAUCAGUGAUGCUGACAUUGCCAAGUUGAACAUUCCAACUGGUAUUCCAUUGGUCUACGAAUUAGACAACCAAUUGAAACCAACUAAACCAUCUUACUACUUGGACCCAGAAGCUGCUGCUGCUGGUGCCGCUGCCGUUGCUAACCAAGGUAAGAAAUAA
Messenger RNA from Saccharomycodes ludwigii, 744 nucleotides. It is a transcript of the gene GPM1, whose product is annotated as phosphoglycerate mutase GPM1. Lineage: Eukaryota; Fungi; Ascomycota; Saccharomycetes; Saccharomycodales; Saccharomycodaceae. Bases 1 to 744 code for a protein of 247 amino acids. The record is from RefSeq and is a predicted model, not a curated record. The transcript has a single exon. Gene Ontology annotation, biological process: glycolytic process. Gene Ontology annotation, molecular function: intramolecular phosphotransferase activity.